Messenger RNA from Trypanosoma cruzi, 1002 nucleotides. Its product is annotated as mucin-like glycoprotein, putative. The transcript has a single exon. The record is from RefSeq and is a predicted model, not a curated record. Lineage: Eukaryota; Euglenozoa; Kinetoplastea; Trypanosomatida; Trypanosomatidae. The coding region runs from base 1 to 1002 and encodes 333 amino acids.
AUGAUGAUGACGAUGAUGACGGUGCGGCGCCGUGCGGUGUGCGCCGUGUUGUUCCUUGGGCUCUUGUGCUGCUGCUGCUCGUCCGUGUGCGUUACGGCGGCUGGGAGUCCUGGACAUGUAUCUGGUGAUGCGGAUACGGUGGUUGUGCCGGUGGAUGUGUCGUGUCCUCAGAGUGACGGCAGCCUGAGCUAUCGCGUGCGUGGGGGUGUGUGGGCGUGGACGAAGUGUUCUGCUGCCGGUGCUGAGGCUCAGUAUGAGAAUUAUACGUUCAGUGGCUUUGAUGUGCGCAUGCAUAGCCGAAAUGGUGAGCUGGGUACUGUGUGUCAUGUGGCCAAUGCGGUGUACACAUCUAACAACUGUACUGCCAGCUGUGCAACGAAGGAGGAAGGGGUCACCGUUGCCUUCACGAUGAAUGUGACGACACAUAAAUACGCCGGCCUUUAUGAAUUGUGGAAGAAUCAAUUUUCUUCCGAUGGAACCAUCCAUCCGCCUGCACGGAGCAGCGAUGCUGACCAGACGGGCAUCUGCCACCCACCACCGCCCCGUGAAGGGAAGGAUGAGAGAAAAUCCGGUGAGGCAACGGCGCCGCAAGUCAGUGCCGAGCCGUCACGUCAAAACGAGGGUGCGCGACACUCUGCCGCGGCUGACGCACCCAACACCGUCGAUCCGAGUCCCGCAUCCAACACGGAGACCACCAUGUCCGAGACGAACCCCAAAGACACCGACGAUAAUGAAAAACACAGUGUUGAAGAGGACGGUGUUUCCGGAGAAGGCAAGGAAGCCUUUGUGUCCCCAGCCGAAGAAGAAAACAGCGAGCAUGAUGCGGACGAUGUGGAUGAAAAAACGAGCGUGCACGAUGCGGACGAUGUGGACGAAAGAACGAGCGUGCACGAUGCGGACGAUGCGGACGGCAGCGACAUCAUCGCCGUGUGUGUGCGUACACCACUGCUGCUGCUGCUUCUACUGCUGGUGACUGCCUUUGCCUCUGCCACUGCGUGCUGA